AUGCCAUUGAGCAUGCGAGGCUACGCAGUGUUUCUCUGCUGCUACAUCGCAUGUUUUAUUACGUUUGCUCAGUCUCAAUAUAGUGCAACAUAUUAUCCAGGUAUCAAUUCCCUACCAAAAACGUCCGAGAAUGGGCAGGUUGGCACUAAUGAGUGUGGCACCCACUCCAGUGCGUUGUCCAUGUGCCAGAAUCUGUACGUGAACUCUGCUACCGAUUUUUGCCUUUGGGGUCCUAAGGGUCCGGGUUUACAGGGAGUAGGUGCGUCUGAGCGUGAAGUAGUGAGCUAUUGCACCAAGGAUGGACGUGGCACGCGCCUCAUACCACCUGGCACAUUACAAAGCGUUCAUUUCGUGAAGACGCCCCAUUACAUUCAAAUUUCUGGCUUAGGAAAGCUUUCAAACUUGAACAUAUCACCCCAAGCUGGUGGUGGUGAGCUCGACCCUCACGGUCAAGAUGGUCGUGGAAAUCCUAUCGGUGGCUUGGUAUUCACAAGUGCGUUUGGCAAACACAUGGUACAGGCACAUGAAUGGACAAGUUUCAUCGACGAUAGCUCCUUUUGUCUCCGUGUUUGCAAUGACGGAGACUUGGCUACAACAUAUUGUAAGCAUAUUUAUGAUGAAAUGGGCUGCGUAUAUAAUAUGCCGACGACUCCAGACCAGCAGGGUAUCUUCGAGUCGUGUGAGGGCCAAGACGCAGAAGUUGUGGGAGUUUACACGAAUAAUGGCAGUCCUUCUACGUUUUAUCAAAGCCAGACACUAAAUGGAUCUCCUGCUCCUCCUGCCAAACCGCCGCCUGCGGUCUCACAAUGCACGAAAUUUCCUUCAACUAUGCUACAGGGCUCUCUGACACAGCCCUUCGCGAACGCUGGCAUGGCAGUUUUCAGCCAUGAAAACCAUCAUAAAACGUCGUCUUCUUCCAGUUCAAUAUCAUCUUCAUUAUCGGCUGGUUUCUUUUCACCUGCAGCCACUUCAUCGGGCCAAGCCUUCAAUGGCUCUAGUGCUAUGAAACCUAGCAUGAGUAGCUCGCGUUCCUCAUCGAGGACCUCGCCAGUUUCCCCAAAACUUUCAUCAACAACGUCAACAAACAUGGUUGCAGAAACCGCGUCUCCGUCCAAGGGUCCUGUUUUGGACUUCGGCGGGUCGGGUGCCGCUGUUUCUACCCGUGAUGUUAUUUGCAUCUACACGUGGUUGGCAUUAGCUCUUGCUUGUACAGUUCCUGUUUUUCUGUAA
This is a messenger RNA of Malassezia globosa CBS 7966, 1230 nucleotides long. RefSeq lists its product as uncharacterized. The record is from RefSeq and is a predicted model, not a curated record. Bases 1 to 1230 code for a protein of 409 amino acids. The transcript has a single exon. Lineage: Eukaryota; Fungi; Basidiomycota; Malasseziomycetes; Malasseziales; Malasseziaceae.